CCCACCCACCCUCCACGCUGAGGCUGGAACAGGCAGGUCCCUGCCAACUCCACAGCACGCAGCAAGCAGGGAAGAAGGGAAGAAGUCCACCCUCCCUGGGCAGGAGCGGAGUUGAGCCCAAAGGAUAUUUGAUGACACUUUGGCAACGAUGGGUCCCCCAGCAUCUUCCAGAGCCCAUUUGAGGGUGAAGGCUCCGAAAGCGCAGAGGGAGUUUGAAGCUAAAUUCACCUGAGUCUGGAUCUCUUGGUCGCUGGGAUUUAUCUAUUUUUCUUUUUUUUCUCCACGAGGAAACCGAACCAAGAAAAAAAGCGUGCUUGCCUUUUUUUUUUUUUUUUUUUAAUCUCCCUAAUUUUUUUUUUUUUAAUUCUUUAUUUUUUUUCUUUUGGAAGAAGAUUUUUUUUUUUUUUCCCCCUGUGGUUGGAAUGGAGGGGUUGGGUCUGUGCCUAAGAAGCAGCAGCCGAACGUCGGUCCUGGGAGAAACCCGAGUGGAUGUGGGGUGCCCUGCCAGCUAACUCUGCAGGAGCUGCAGCCCCACGGCCGGAGGGGCUGGAUGCGGUGAGAGAGCCUCUCACAGGAUCCACGUGGUGACGUGGCAGCCAAGACGUGGAAGUUUGGGACUUCUCUUCCACCGCAGCAGAAUUUGGGGGGUGGGCAGGGGUGGGUCAGGGGGACACUGGGAGUCGCAAGACCCUUCACCUUCACUGUGGUCUUGGCUCAGGGAUGACAACGGGCAGAGUCAACCCUUACAGCAUCGUGUCCUCCGAGGAAGACGGGCUGAGGUUGACCACCAUGCCAGGUAUCAACGGCUUUGGCAAUGGGAAAAUCCACACCAGGAGGAAAUGCAGGAACAGGUUUGUAAAGAAGAAUGGUCAGUGCAACGUGGAGUUCACCAAUAUGGAUGACAAGCCACAGAGGUACAUUGCAGACAUGUUCACCACGUGCGUUGAUAUCCGCUGGAGGUAUAUGCUCUUGCUCUUUUCCCUGGCAUUUCUGGUGUCCUGGUUAUUGUUUGGGCUGAUUUUCUGGCUAAUUGCACUCAUUCAUGGAGACCUAGAAAACCCGGGUGGAGACGAUACUUUCAAGCCUUGCGUUCUGCAGGUCAAUGGCUUUGUGGCUGCUUUUCUGUUCUCCAUCGAGACCCAAACGACGAUUGGGUACGGCUUCCGCUGCGUGACCGAGGAGUGUCCGCUCGCCGUCUUCAUGGUGGUGGUUCAGUCCAUCGUGGGCUGCAUAAUCGACUCUUUCAUGAUUGGUGCAAUAAUGGCAAAAAUGGCCAGGCCCAAAAAACGGGCCCAGACAUUACUUUUCAGCCAUAACGCAGUAGUGGCGAUGAGAGAUGGAAAACUCUGCUUGAUGUGGAGAGUUGGGAACCUACGGAAAAGCCACAUAGUAGAAGCCCACGUACGAGCUCAGCUAAUUAAACCCAGGAUCACGGAGGAAGGGGAGUACAUCCCGCUCGACCAAAUAGACAUUGACGUGGGGUUUGAUAAAGGCUUGGACCGUAUUUUCUUGGUGUCUCCCAUCACCAUUCUCCACGAGAUCAACGAAGACAGUCCCUUGUUCGGGAUCAGCCGCCAGGACUUGGAGACGGAUGACUUUGAGAUCGUCGUCAUCCUGGAGGGCAUGGUAGAGGCCACAGCCAUGACGACGCAAGCUCGGAGCUCCUACCUGGCCAGUGAGAUACUGUGGGGCCACCGCUUCGAGCCUGUCUUGUUCGAGGAGAAAAACCAGUACAAAGUAGACUAUUCCCACUUCCACAAAACCUACGAGGUCCCGUCCACGCCCCGUUGCAGCGCCAAGGACUUGGUGGAGAACAAAUUCCUGCUGCCCAGCACCAACUCCUUCUGCUACGAGAACGAGCUGGCCUUCAUGAGCCGUGACGAGGAAGAGGAAGACGAUGACAGUCGGGGUCUGGAGGACCUCAGCCCGGACAACAGGCACGAGUUCGACAGGCUUCAAGCCACAAUAGCGUUGGAUCAGCGGUCGUACAGGAGGGAGUCGGAAAUAUGACUCUUGGUCCUUCCAUUGACUUUUCCAAGGGUAUUUUUUUUCCUCCUCUAAUCUCUUCCCCUAAAACCCGCUCAAAUUAUGCAGAACAAUGCAAGUGCCAUAGGAAUGCUUGAGAAAUUAGUAUCGUUCAUAGUUUUCAGUUUCAUCGCAAUAACCACUGAGCGGUCUGCAGAGGGGACGGUGGCAGGCCACGGCGCGUCCCCCGUGCCCAGUGCCCGCGGCAGGGCCCAUGGCUCUGGGGGAUGGAUGGACAGAUGGAUGGAUGGAUGGAUGGAUGGACAGAAGGAAGGAUGAGGAGAGGAGGGUCCGUGGGGCGCGGGCAGGUGCUCGCCCCGCGCAGCCCCGUGGGGCUUUGCUGUCCCCGUGAGGAAAACGACAGCGUUUUCCUGGAGCCGAGCACUGCGAGAUCCAAAAAGAGGAAAUAUCAGGAAACAAAUCUUACUCUCUGUCUUUCUCUCUUUCUUUUCUUUUCUUUUCCUUUUAUUUUUUAACUGAGCAGCAACAACAAAACAAUUGCUCCUUUGGCAGGUGGUCGGUUCAGUUGCACAAGAACAACACUUGAAAUAACAUGCAACAUUAAUGUACUUCUUUUUAAUUUGGGAAAAAAUGGGGGAGGGAGGUGAGAGGGUUUUUAAUAUUUUCACCGCACCGUUUGGGAGACUGUUUACCAAAAUAAUAAUAAUUAUUAUUAUUAUAAUUAUAACAAUAAUAAUAAUAUUGAAUCUGAAAGAAGUCAUUCAGUAUUUUUUAAAAAUGAACAAAGGAAUGAAGAAGCCACUGGGGUCCUUUGAGGGGGUGACUUGUUGGGUAAAUGCAAGAACUAAAAGUUAAGAUUGCAUCCAGUUUUGGGGUGUUUUUUUUACCACUGGCAUGGCUUCAUAUGCAGAAAAACAUGUGUAAGUGACUGUAGGUCUGUGGCAGUGAAAGAAAGUGAAAUUAUUAACAAAGGAGGUAAUAAGGAUAAGCGGAGCUGUGAGAGAAAAAAGCAUUGUAAACACAGUAAUUAACCAAUAUCUGGAAAUGUUGGAUUUUGGGGUGGAAAUGGGGUCUGAACAUCAGCUGCUGAAGUGUUGGGUCUCCCCCAACAUCUCUGAUGGGGAAUUCAUAAGGUUCACCAUAACUGGGACAUAACAGUGAAAAGCACAAAAAUGAGAGUGGAGAGCUCUCAAAAUUGGGUAUUUCCCCAGUUUUCUGACCAAUUUGGUAUUUUUCUUCAUUGAAGAAUAUUUUCAAACAUGGAAAUCAAUGGGAAAGUCAUCUUGUCGGGCCGCACUUCUAGUCCUGGAGCUGUGUCCGUGCCAGGCUGAGCUUCAUGAAUUCCCAACCCACCAGAGAGUCCUGCUUCAGAUGUUCUCCCCAAAACAACAGAUGCCAGUUGAGAAAAUCACCCCGUCUUGCGCUUCAGCCCAUCCCUGUGCCCCAGCCUCGAGGUGGAUUGUGCCUUAGAGAUGCGAACUCAUCCCGUGUCCCAGCCCUUCUCCACAGCCCCCAUCCUGCAUCCCCCCUCUUGCUCUGCAGCACCCACAUCCCACCAUCCACCGCCUUCCAGGCUGGCCUUGGUGACAGCCUGCUCUAGCUGCACCUCCAGCACAAGGCAAAGCACCCCAUGCGUGGGAAGCCUCUGCUCCUGCCCUGCUCCCCACAGAGGGAAGGAGUCAGGCAGGUGCAGCUUUGUGGGUCCCUUCGUCUGGCUGUGCUGCUCGUUGGUGCUCUGGGAGCCAAAAUGUGGCUCCCUGCUCCCUGAGGCCACGGGAAAGGCUUCGUACCCACGGGCAUCCCUCAGCUGACCCUGAGCAUGGAGCCCUUGGGGAGAGGGCUCAACAGCGAGGUCCUCCACAGCAUUUUGGCUGUGAAGGGCUCCCGGUGCUUUUCCCCCCACAGCCCACACCAGGGAAGCUGUGUCUUGGGGUCAGGACUUGCUGUGGUGUGUCCAAACAUGGGUGGCAAAAGCAGGAUUUGUCCUGUGUCUCCAUCCCCAUCUUCUUCUUGCCAAGGGCUCUGGGGAAGGG
Messenger RNA from Lonchura striata (white-rumped munia), 4019 nucleotides. Its product is annotated as ATP-sensitive inward rectifier potassium channel 12. Lineage: Eukaryota; Metazoa; Chordata; Aves; Passeriformes; Estrildidae. Gene Ontology annotation, molecular function: inward rectifier potassium channel activity. Gene Ontology annotation, cellular component: plasma membrane. Gene Ontology annotation, biological process: potassium ion import across plasma membrane; regulation of monoatomic ion transmembrane transport. The record is from RefSeq and is a predicted model, not a curated record.